UUAACGUUAACUUUAUGUAUUAAAUGCAGGGUCUCACUUGAGGUGAAGGAUGGAGACUGGGGGGAACUCCUCCAGUGGGGAGGGCUUCCUCUCCAGAAUGGCCCUCAACGACAACAAGGCUGGAAUGGAGGGCCUUGACAGGGACAAGAUAAACAAGAUCAUCAUGAAGUCCUCCAAGGGCUCCAGGUUCUAUGAGAACGAGAUGAAAAAGGAACAGCAGGUGAACCAGCGCAUUGAGAGGAUGAUGCUGCAGAAAGCACACAUCACUGAGCAACAGCUGAGCAAAGCACAAACACAGGUGGAGAAGAUGACCUUUGACCUGGAGAGUGUUCGUGACUUGAGCCGUGUCAUUGUGCACGUGGACAUGGAUGCCUUCUACGCUGCGGUGGAGACGAGAGACUGUCCUGACCUGAAGGACAAACCCAUGGCCGUGGGCUCGAUGAGCAUGCUGGUGAGAUUCAAUACAGGACUGUUAAUUUGUCCCAAACACCAUCACGUCUCCCCCAGCCCCGUCCCCAGGAACAUCCUGCAGAAAGGGGCAGGAGGAGGAGCUGGGGCUGUCCUCAAACAGGACAGGACCCUCUGUCUCCUCUGCCAUAGGGUCGUUGGUCUGGAGACGGUGGCUACGCAGGGCCUCUGGCCAGACCCUCCUCUGCUCCAGGUGCUCACUGAUGUCCAGUCACAUCAAGCUUGUAACACAUUUGCCAUGGGUCUUUUAUUGAUCAUUCUUCUAGGCAUUGCCCCAAACAUGAUGCUGGCCAAGGUGUGUAGUGAUAAGAACAAACCCAACGGCCAGUACAGACUCCCCUCUAACCGACAGGCUGUCAUGGUAUUCAUACAGGACCUGCCAGUCCGGAAGGUAUCAGGCAUUGGGAAAGUGACAGAGAAGAUGCUGGGAGCUCUAGGUAUCACCAGCUGUAUCCAUCUUGGCCAGGAGAUGGCGCUGCUGGCCUUGCUUUUCUCUGAGACAUCCUGGCACCACUUCCUCGACAUCUCCCUGGGCUUGGGCUCCACACACAUCGAGAGGGACGGGGAGAGAAAAAGCAUGAGCACAGAGAGGACAUUUGGAGAGAUGAGUGCAUUAGAGGAGCAGUUCUCUCUGUGCAGGCAGCUGUGUCAAGACCUGGCUCAGGAGCUGCAGAAGGAGGCUCUCAAGGGCAAGACAGUGACGUUGAAGCUGAAAAAUGUCAACUUUGAGGUGAAAACCAGAGCGUGGACAUUGCCGUGUGCCGUUGCUGCGAGUGACAAGCUUUUUGCUGUCGCUAAGGACUUGCUGACGACUGAGAUCGACAACGUCAGCCCCCAGCCACUGAGACUGAGGCUCAUGGGCAUUCGAGUUUCCAGCUUUGUCAGCGCUGACGACAAGAAACCCCUGCAGAAGAGCAUUGUGGGAUUCCUCCAGCAAGGCAGGGCUGACUCCAGUAGCCCCACACAGAUCUCCUCCCACAAGCCCGUGAAAGAGCAUCAACCUAAGCCUCCAGGCCAGACCCAGCCCUUUCCCUGCCCUUCCCUGGUACAGCAGAGCCAGGGGCAGGAGGAUCACCCCUGGGUACCCAGCUGGGGAGGUGGGGAGGACUGGGGAGCAGCAGCAGUCCUUCUUCCAGAGAGCUUGCGCCCAGAGGCUGCGGCUGCAAGCUGAGAGAGAGGACCCACCAGAGGAUGGAAAGUGGAACGUCUUAGAGACCAGACUGGGCCCAGCCUCAUCAGCCACCAAGCCCAAACAGACACCCAUUCAGAAGA
This is a messenger RNA of Salmo salar (Atlantic salmon), 1740 nucleotides long. Lineage: Eukaryota; Metazoa; Chordata; Actinopteri; Salmoniformes; Salmonidae. The record is from RefSeq and is a predicted model, not a curated record.